AUGUUCAAUCCGGAGCACAAGUAUGUUUCUCUAAUGCACAGCAAGAGCAAUCUCUACGCCAGCUGGGAGCCCCUAAGACCUGUCAGGGUUGGAGACUAUGGCCGCCUCCAAAGGGACAACUCGUUUUCUCCGGAAGGAAACAUCUUUGACAAAGGACUAGCGGCUAGAUUUGGCAUCACAACGUCUGAUGUUUGCGAGGACCAGGAACGGCGCAUCGUAGCAAUGGAAAUAAAUGAAGCAAAAGUAGGCGGCAAUGCCGGCAUCGACGCCACUCCAUUUGGCGGAGGAACAAUAAAGACGAACUUCAAGGUCAAGAAGGGCUAUGUCGCCAUCCUGGUGAUGUUGAGACCGCGCCAUAUCCAGAUCACCAAUCGCGGCCUGCUCAGAGACCUCAUUUACUCGACAGCCUUCCCAGAGAAGUACGUGAUCGUAUCGGAGGCGUACGAAUGUCGUUCGUAUGCGCGGCUUCUUGCUCCGUCUCAGGAACAUAACAUCGAGGUCAAUUUGGACGCAAAGACAAAUCUGAACUCCUUCAGCGCGGGGAUACACCUUGGGUGGAGUACCAACGUGAGCGGCGGGGAUUUCAAGUACGCGCUUCACGAAGAUGAAGAUGCGCCACGAGUACAACCUCUGUUCCAGCUGGUCGGCAGGCAGCUACGAGGUUUGCGCAAAUUGCGGAGACACCGACCGGUGGUAGAACUUAUUCCACCACGUUGGAGAUGUGUUGUUCUGGAGCCCAGGGAUUCCGACAACACCGAGAUUGACGAUAGUGAAAGAGACACAGACAGCUAUGACAGCGAUAGCACAUUAUGGUAA
This is a messenger RNA of Fibroporia radiculosa, 816 nucleotides long. RefSeq lists its product as uncharacterized. The record is from RefSeq and is a predicted model, not a curated record. The coding region runs from base 1 to 816 and encodes 271 amino acids. The transcript has 3 exons. NCBI's taxonomy places the organism in Eukaryota, Fungi, Basidiomycota, Agaricomycetes, Polyporales, Fibroporiaceae.